AUGGCGACCGCACAAAAUAACGCAGCAGCACAAUCGCCCUCUCUGAACUCUAAUCGAGAUCAAAAUAUCUCGUUUCCACCACUGACCACGGAAGAAGAAGAUCACGUCAUCCUAACACGCAUAACGAACGACGAGCGGCCCCUGCGGCGCGUCAUCAAGAAAUUCCAUGCGUACACGUCCAUCGCGUUCCAGACAGGCAAAUCGCCGCAGGCGGAGGUGGCAAUCGACGAUGCGCGGGAGGCCUUCCUGGUGGAGCUGUCGUCGUUCCAUCUGAUGCUGAAGAAGAGCGUCAUGAUAUGCGAGGGCGAGGUGCGGCAGGUGGAGGAGUACCAGCGUGAACGGUUGAGAAUCGAGGACGAACAUGGGACGCUGAAAGGGCAGAUUGAACAGCUGAAGACGAGCUUGGAGCAUGCACAGCUACAGAGAAGGCGGAAACUAGAAUACGAUGCUAUUGCGGAGAAGGUGAACAUGCUCCCCAGUAGAGAAGAGUUGGAACAGUCCAUCCAAGCACUCGAAGGUGACAUGGCUACCAUAAAAUCAGAACACGACUCUCAGGACCGUAUAAUACGCAACCAAAAAUCCGCUCUCGACAGCAUCAUCGCCAACCUUGGCUCCCUGCGCUUCACGGGCAAGGACGUCGAUAUGGCGUCCACAUCUGUGGCCAAUACGCCGAGGGUGUCCCCUGGACCUGACGAAGGGCGGGAGACUGUGGACAGCACGGGCACGGGCAGGGAGAGCUCGCGGGGCGAGGCGUCUAUGUCCAUGGAUAUCAAGGAAGAGAAGGAGGAGGGGGAGACGUUCAGCGAUAACAACAGGGUGGACUCUGAACCGGCGGAGGGGCAGGUGACGCGUGCGGAGGGUAGUGAGGCGGGGCAGAAUGAUAUCGAGAUGGGGGAGGUGGAGGAGGAUAAUUCGAACUUGGGCAAGGGGAGUAAGGUGAAGCGGAUAAGAGAGGAGUUGGAGGAGGGCGAGGCGAGUGACGAGAGCUCAGAGCUAUCAGAUGCACCUGAAUGA
Messenger RNA from Pleurotus ostreatus (oyster mushroom), 1014 nucleotides. RefSeq lists its product as uncharacterized. The record is from RefSeq and is a predicted model, not a curated record. Lineage: Eukaryota; Fungi; Basidiomycota; Agaricomycetes; Agaricales; Pleurotaceae. The transcript is spliced from 4 exons. Bases 1 to 1014 code for a protein of 337 amino acids. Gene Ontology annotation, biological process: mRNA processing. Gene Ontology annotation, cellular component: THO complex part of transcription export complex.